Amoebophrya sp. A120 is the source of this 3128-nucleotide messenger RNA. NCBI's taxonomy places the organism in Eukaryota, Dinophyceae, Syndiniales, Amoebophryaceae. The record is from the annotation of a GenBank genome assembly.
GAAAGGCGCCGCGGUUCCGGGCGGGAAGGGGAAGGGCGGGAAGGGGAAAGGAAGUGGGAAGCGGAAGAUUCCGGAAUUUCAUGGAAUCAAGUUGCGACCGGUGUUCUGGUCGCAGAUGCACGAUGUGGAUGCUGGUACAAGAACUACUCUGACGUUAUUUUCUUACUACCUUGUGCGCGUGUAUACCAGCAGCUGUGAUGUUGUUAUGAUGGAGAAGAACGGGAAGUCUGUCGAUGUACUUCCCUCGAUCUCGUCACAGUCUUGUGCUUGUUUUGUUUGUCAUCAGAACCUUGUAUAUUAAAACCUAACCUCCAACACGCUUCGUCAGCGUCCCUGUGGGCCAAGCUACCGAGCGGCAACAUCGGCGACGAGGAUAUUUCUUCCGAAAAGGAAAAGAUGAAACCCCCACAAAAUAACCCGGACGUUCCGAAUGUCGCCGCGGAGAAGAUGCUGGCGACGCUGAACCCAAAUUUCGAACAGCUAUUGGAACAACAAUUCCCUGUGACGCAAGCGAAGAUUCAACUCCAGGUUUCCGAUGCAAACAUGCUAAGCAACAACCCGAACAACCCCAUGAACCACGCCCAGCAGCAGGAGAAGAUUCUCACCAUUCUGGAUAGCAAGCGAAACCAACAUUUGUCGAUCGUCUUUAAACAGCUGCCCCCGCCGAACGCGAUUAUCGAUGUUUUGAACGGCAUUGGGCCGCCACUAACCCCGGAGCAAGCGACUUUGUUGUACAAGGAGGCUUUCAUCACGGACGCGGAAAAGAAAAAAAUGGGGGAAAUCCACGUGAGCCGAGCGCCGGGACAGUACUGGGGAACGCCGGAGCAAUAUUUUAUCGCGGUGACAAAGGUAUUCGUUUCGUAUGAGAGAAAUGGAAACUUCAAAGACUUGUAGUUCGAGUUGCUAGCUAGUUCUUUCGAUGUUGACGCUAUGACGAAAUAAGCUAGUUCUCCUGCAUCGAUUCAUCGCGAGAACCACUUUUCGUUUGUAUGCAAAAACGCAUCAAUACAAUUACAAUCACAUCAGGCCCCGCGCAGUUUUCAAGUUCUGCGCGCCUGGUCCUUCCUCGGCACCUUCGGCCCGCAAAGCGAAGAGUGUCGGCUGCAACUGAAGGAGUUUGAACAGGCGAUUUUGACCCUGCAAAACAACCCGCUUUUGGAAAAAAUCCUGCACAUGAUGCUCUUUAUGCAUUGCAAAUAUGUCUGGGUCUGGAAGGUUUCAACUUGUGAUGCUGGAUUUCGAUUCCACAAUAAAUCUGUAUUGCAUGAGCAGCAAAAGAACUCCAGUUUUUUCCAUGGCGAGAGCGCAUUUCUGAUGCGGUAUAGGCAUCAGGAAGCCGUCGUAAAAUCUGUGAUGCUAGGGCAUGCAUCACAGACAUCAGGAGUCAUGCAAAAUGUGCAUGACAAACCUUGCAUCCUUCCAGACCCAGACACUUUUGCACUUGAUGCUCUUAGUCGGGAACCGAAUGAACGCCGGAACGGUAAGGGGCAACAGUAGAGGAUUCAACAUCGACUCAUUGCACAAGUUCGGCGAGUUAAAGAACGUCGAGGGAAACCGCACGUUGCUCUCCUUCUGUCUCGAGUUUGUCUCCAAUUCUGUGAUGCCGAGUAGCGAAGUUGCGGAAAACAACGUGAGUAUGACCGGUGUAACGACAAACUCAUCUUCAAACAACACUGCUACUGCGAACAAGCCGAACCCCUUCCACGAGGUGACCCAGUGGCGCAAGAAAAUUCAGCUCGGGAAGCGGGUUUGCCUAGACGAAAUUCACAAAAAGAUCGAGGAGCUGAAAGAAGAAGCGAAGCUUUGCUCGCAGGACUGCUACCAGGAGGCGGAGCGGAACCCGGACGUGACGACGAUCAACAGCUCGCCCCUGCUGAGAAUAGCCGCGGACGUGGUGAUAUGAAAUGCAAAAGUGUCUGGGUCUGGAAACUUGUGAUGCUAUAAUGUGCAUGAUGAAAACGCAACGCUCUCGAAUGCAGUCCGGCAUGACUACUUCCCAAAGCGCUUUCUCAUAGGCGAUCGGCAUGAGAAGCUGCGUUUUUGCAUGACAAAAGAGGCUGCGACUUUUGUUGGUUACUUAUGCAAUACAGAUUUUCUACCUAGGUAUGGAAAACUACCAUUACAAGUUCCAACAUUCCAGACCCAGACACUUUUACAAUCCAUAGGUGAAAUACGCCGGGGAGUGUCAGCAGCUGGACGACUGCUUGCAGCAGGUAAGGGAAACUUAUGUGAAGACGCUGAAGUAUUACGCAGUGAAGGUGCAGGAAGGUGUGGGUGGAGGUGGAAAUGGUUCUUCAGAGAACAGUCCCAGUAACGCAGUGCAGCUCCCCCCGGGAGAGGAUUUCUUGCACCCCUUUGACGAAUUGUUCGGACAAAUUUUAACGAUUCAAAAACGGGGGUAUUGAUGAGGGGGAUAGCCAUAGCGAUAGAAAGUCUUCGUCACAUCGUGCGGGACUUGUUCCGCGUGCAAGAUGUUAGUGCACCUGGCGACCGCGUAGCUAGAGCUACUAGACAGACAUGAAUACUUACUAUCUGGAUGCGAUUGUUAGUGUUAGUCGCUCUCGCUCUCUAUUGGCGAAUGCGACAGCAAAGAAAAGAACGCGCUAGAUUAAUUCGGUUUAUUUUUACAGUAAAGACAGCAGGUACUUCUAGUACUAGCAGCUACUAUUUACGACGGCAUUAACUAUUAAAGCAAACAACUAUGUUGAUGUACCAAAACAAUUUUACUCGGACUUAGCAGCAGGCUUCUACAAGCAAUAUUCAGAAACACCACUGUAACAAAUUGCAAUCAGUAUGAUUUCGGAUUAUCAUCUAUCACCACUAGUAGUAAAGCAGAAGAACUGUAACUGACCUCUAAGACCACUUACCUUGAAGAUGCAACAGCUAAAAGACCGCGCGGGAGGAAAAAGGAAACGGCUGGGAAAUGGAAUAGCAUCAUAUCUGUCGGCGUUGUUUUGUGACCACCUCAUUUCUCACCGUCCGGCUGGCACUUCAAAAACUUUCAAAUUUUGGCGACACUAAAUGACGGCGCAAGUGCUUCAAGGAAGAGGAAUUAGUAAAAACCAGUUUCCCGCCUUGUAAUGGGCGUCCGGACCCUUCCGCUGACCCUCAGGUGUUGAGGAGCUCAC